This is a messenger RNA of Mytilinidion resinicola, 4487 nucleotides long. RefSeq lists its product as uncharacterized. Lineage: Eukaryota; Fungi; Ascomycota; Dothideomycetes; Mytilinidiales; Mytilinidiaceae. Gene Ontology annotation, molecular function: phospholipid binding; tubulin binding. Gene Ontology annotation, cellular component: cell cortex; mitochondrion. Gene Ontology annotation, biological process: maintenance of protein location in cell cortex; microtubule cytoskeleton organization; dynein-driven meiotic oscillatory nuclear movement. The coding region runs from base 1 to 3987 and encodes 1328 amino acids. The record is from RefSeq and is a predicted model, not a curated record. The transcript is spliced from 2 exons.
AUGUCGACCGACUAUUUCUCAGAACAGGAGGCUUACAUAGCCUCACAAUCGCUUCCUUCUCCUUCUGAUACACCAUACCAUACUCCCGUUCCGUCUGGAUCCCGCCGCUCGUCACGCUAUGGAACACCCUCCAGUGGUCCACCAUCGUCGCCUCCACCGCUUCCUCCGGAUAACCAGCGAACAUCAGAAGACGCAGUGGACGAAAAUAUCUCGAUUCUCGACCCGCGACGGUUUACUCCAACACUCCAUGCAUCGUUGGUCUCCGAAAUCCUUUCACUGCGUCGAGAAUUGGAUUCUAAACACAAGUUUAUCGAAGACCUGGAAACGAGCUUUGAGACAUCACGUAACGAAAUUGAGUCCUUGACAGAUAAGUUGACCCAAUCAGGGAAGGAGAGCCGGUCUACGAAACGACAUUUGCAGCAGCUGGAAAACGGCACGCUAGAAGCGCUGGAAGCGCUAGCCAAGGAACGAGACGAAGUUCGAGAGGCGAAUGCUGAUCUUAAAAAGAAGCUGGAAGCCUCCCAAAAGAAGCUGCGUACCCAGGAUGACGAUUCGGCUCGUGUUCAUGAUAUGUGGUCAAGAGACAAGGAGACUUGGGAUGGCGAGAAACGCUUAUUGGAGCGGCGCGUCCAUAUCUCUGAAAGUCGCCUGAAGAUCAUACUAGAGGAACUCGCUGCGCAAGACGCCGCUCAAGAAGACCAUGGCACGGACAGUGAAGGGGAAGAUAACACUAGGGAUAGUGGUGUUGGCCAUGAGAGUGACACUGCAAGUAUACGCUCCUCGCCCCGCCGACGAUCGUCGAGUCGAACCGGAAGGCAUUCGCGGAACCUCAGCAACAGUAGCCACCGGAGUCUUGGACGUGCCUAUCGAUUCUCUUUAAUGUCUGGUAUUGGUUCAGAGGGCCACGCGCGUCUCAAUGGUAUGAGUCUUGCCGACGAAUUGAUCUUCGACGAGGAAGAGGAGGAUUUGGGCGACCUAGAACUCGACUCCGACGACUUUCCCGAGAACGAGAUGCGUGCCAGGCGAGCGUUGGAGUCCCGCCAGUCAAUGUACCCAGACGAGAAGGCAAAGCGGAUACUUGGACUUACGAUGGAGAACAAGGAGGGUGGGAUGGAAGGGAAGGAGGCGGAGGUUUCGAAGCCAGUCGAACCAGUUGCUAGGAUUGCGGAGACAGCGACCGUACGAGAGGUCACACUUGUCACAAUGCCUCCAAAGCGUCAGUAUGUGGACACAGGGAUACAAUUCUCUCCACCGCCUUCUCCAACGUCUCCAGAGUCUAUCUCUCCCAGAAAGACCAUCGAAUCGCCUGUUCCUUUGUCAGACAUUGAAGCAAACCAAAGGAGAAAACGAGUUUCGGCCGCAUCACCUGUUUCAAACAGUUCGCAGUCCAUAAAUGGCGAAAAAGCAGCCAAUUCUGUGACUUCGACCUCGUCUCAGACGUUGGAACAACCUCUAAGCCCACCGGCAACACCUAAAAUUCCAAUACCCGCGUUGCUUCAGAGUCCUACUGCACCUGAGUUCACAGUGGACUACGCUUCGAUAUCCACACAGACAGAUAUCUCGGAUGAGCCACCCAGAAUCCCGGUGCCACCUCGAUCGCCGAGUCGACCGAUGCCUAUCACAGUUCCAUCUAUUGCAAUCCAUCCCCCACUUUCCGCGCCAACAUCCCCGAAAGAGCCCAUAUUACCUCCUGGCACCAAGAAUGCAUGGUCUCAGACUACCGGACAGCUUAACGUACCCACCCGUUCUAUCUCCAUUCAAACAGAGGAGAUUAGGGUUGAUAGAAGGCCUGUCAAACUACCCCCUCACCUUCUGCCUUCGGCCAUCUCAUCCAAACCUGGGACACCGGAACCCGAUAGGACGCGGCCUGAACCAACUAUCGAUCGGCCUGACACCGAAGCUCCAGUUCCAGCACCUUCUGUCUCUGCCAAUAGACACGGAAAGGCUCCUGCUUUGCGGCACACGCAAGAUCUAAAUACCCUCCUGAGCAAAGCAUCGGAGCCCGCGAUUGAGGACCGAUAUCCAGGGAACAAUGACAACGGCCCUCUGGCACGUGAUAAAGAGGAUGGUCUGCGACGGCCAUUCAGGACCAGCAGCCUUUUUGCAGGGUUUGACGGCGCGAGUUCUGACGAGGAAAACGAUGCUGAAAAUAGCGAUGAUGAUUAUAGAAUACCUCAGUACUCGAUGAUGUCUAGUCGAGCAGUAAAGCAUGGUCGGCUAUUUAACAACCCGCCAACCCCAGUUCCUGAGGAUAAAGAGGUGAUUUCAAGCUCGCGGAUUUCGGAGGAUUCUACCGGUACGGGUAGGAUGUACUCCUCUGGUCGCAACUCUUUGGAAAAGUCCUCUAAGAUUGCAAAACCUUUGAGAGCUUCAGGCAUUACCCGACAGCCAAGUAUUCGACGAUCAGCAAUGAUCCAAAAUGGUACUGUUGCUCACUACCAGCGAUCUCGCAGCCCUAGUAUUGGCAGUAUUGGUUCCAGCACGUCUGUUCCCAAACCGCCAUUUCCAGUCCCGACGAGAUCGAGUUCUCGACGUAUUCCUCUGAGUAAGAGUGAAGGAUCUCAGAGCCCGACGCCACGGAGUGGCGGCAUGUUUGCCGGGAGACGACCCCCUCAAGGAGCCAAACACCAACGAAAGGACAGCCUGAGGAAAAUUCGAUCUGCAGCAGUGAUACCGAGAAAUGGACGGCAAAGAAGUCGAUCACCUCCACUUCCUGCUACCCCAGUACUUCCUCAGAGUCCUCAAAUUCCACCGCUUCCGAAUGACAUGAUUACAGGUCAACGAUUUGGCCACCAACACCAGCUCUCUACAAACACUUCCAACACUGGAAACGGCUCGGUAGCCAGCUCAGCACAGCAAACCAGCGUGGUCGACGCCAUCGCAGCUACCAUGGUUGGUGAAUGGAUGUGGAAAUACGUUCGAAAGCGAAAGACCUUCGGUGGCCCCGACUCCCCACAGGAUCUAGGACGUGCUGGUGAUGAUGGCUCAGUCAUGCCGGGCAACGGUAUCCGGCACAAGCGUUGGGUAUGGCUCUCGCCCUAUGAGCGGUCAGUCAUGUGGAGCAGUAAGCAGCCUACGUCAGGCACCGCUUUGCUAGGGAAAAGUGGUCGGAAGUUGACCAUUCAAUCUGUCCUCGAUGUUCCAGACAACACUCCCCUGCCCAAGGGCGCGGGGCUCAACUCGCCAGUAUUCAAUCGUUCCAUCUUAAUCCUCACGCCAGCCCGAGCUCUCAAAUUCACUGUCGUUUCCCGAGAGCGUCAUUAUCUAUGGCUGACGGCACUCUCAUUCCUUGCUCACUCUUCCUCUGGAGUACCUGAACUAGGGCCUAUCCCGCCUGUACCGCCACCGGUUGAGGAUCUCCCACAACAGCGAAACCAAGGUGCUUCGCUACGUCGCGCUCACAUAAGAGACUCUGUUCGUCUAGCUAAAGAUAAAGCGAUGCCACAAAAUCAACGACAGUACGGAGCCCGAGCUGAUCCGAUUCACGAAUGGUUUGGAGAAUCUCAAUUCGAUAGACCUGUCGCGGACGCGGCAGAUCCACCGAAUGUCCCGCGAGUAGGCUUCCAUGGCCGUAAGAGGAGCUCCACCGGACCGCGCGCUCCUCCGCCUAACGCGGCCUUCCGCAACUUCUCUCAUAACCCUGUCCCAUCUACAUACUCCACCGGCUCGUCAGAUCUAUAUGGACCACCGCCGUCGGUUCCCUCAUCUGUAUACAACCCUAACAGUGUCAUGGGGAGUUCUCGAACGUCAGAAGCAAGCAGCUCCGCCCGCCACAACUUCUUCGAUGCCGUAGGCACUGUUAGAAUGGAGGCAUUUGUCGAGCCAAUACUUUCGGAAGGAGCGGCAUACGGAAUGCCUACUGGACCGAAACCCCGUCCUGGACGUCGGAGAGGUAACAGCCAGUGGAGCGGCAGCACAGACCCUCACCGCACUGGAGGCUUGUAUGAGGACUCGCAGGAUACCUACGACCCUUUCCGCAACUUUUGAGAAACACUCAUGUCAUUUUACCACAAAAGUUUUUACCCAAAAGAUCUCAAUCCUUGCUCAUCAAAAGCGGCUGUAGCAUCUCUCUUUGCCUGUUUUCUUUCCCCCAUUCGUUCGACAUUUCAUAAAGUCCCGGGUAGCGGCGUUUGUACUGGUACAGGCUUUGGGGGAACUCGGAGGAGUUGGAUGUACUAUUUCGAUCUGUAACCAUCCCUCUUGUGUCAAAGAGGCUAGAAGCGGCCUGCUCAGACAACCUGGAUUUCCUGUUGUACCUUUUCGCUUAAUCACUUCAGUUGCUCUGCAAGCAUGCAUUUUAUGCGAUUGCUAGCAUUUAUUAGCUCAAGUUUGGAUACCCUUCCGGAUGCCAGAUCUUGGUUACACCAGCAAGGUUCUUCUUUUGGCAGUGCUUGUUGUAUAUAGCUAUAUUUCUCGGAGUAGAACGAAUGCGCCAUGAUAGAUGUCAUGUGGUAGCUAUCACAAACCACCAGUAUCGAGUUCAUUAU